Doryrhamphus excisus (bluestripe pipefish) is the source of this 9311-nucleotide messenger RNA. RefSeq names its product CASK interacting protein 1 (gene caskin1). The record is from RefSeq and is a predicted model, not a curated record. Lineage: Eukaryota; Metazoa; Chordata; Actinopteri; Syngnathiformes; Syngnathidae. Gene Ontology annotation, molecular function: protein binding.
ACCCUCUCUCUCUCACUACUCCUGCCCCCACGCGGGGAAAAUCAUUACCGACUCCAGAUCGAAAAGGAUGGCUGCUGCAGCCUUGGAUCCUGUUUACCACGCAGAGCACGACAGCACCGCUUGACACGGACCGAAACGCACAUUCCGUCCACUUUGGCAGCUCCGAUACCGUGCAAUAGAUGACGUUUCAUGCUCGGGCAAUCCUGUUUCGGAACGUCAGGGAGAACGCGCCUCCUCCUCCUCCUCUAUUAGGGCGCGAAGGAGCGGCCCACUAGCCCCCCUCAGUCUCGGCCGCAUCUCGCGGUGCUGCACCGAGCAAGGAGCGGGGUGGGAGCAGCAUCCCUCCCUUCCCAGUGCCUCUCCCCCCGUCUUGUCUCAUACCAUCAGACAACGACAGCUGCAGGGGGCUCGUCUAGCCGGGGACCAAGAAGCAGGGGGAGGAGGACUCUCCGCCUGGGGAGGCCGGGCUGAAAGCCCUCAGUCGGAGGAUGUUGCGGGAGUAGAGCGGCUCAGAGCGGAAGAUGGGGAAGGACCAGGAGCUGCUGCAGGCGGUGAAGACCGAGGACCUGCUCACCGUGCAGAAGCUGCUGCAAAGGCCUCGGCCAGGGAAAGCGAAGUUGCUCGGGUCUGCAAAGAAAGUGAAUGUCAACUUCCAAGAUACAGAUGGAUUUUCCCCUCUGCAUCAUGCAGCCCUCAAUGGGAAUAUGGAACUCAUCACGCUGCUGCUUGAGUCACAGGCAGCUGUUGACAUCAGAGACCAGAAAGGCAUGCGGCCGCUGCACUACGCAGCAUGGCAGGGGAAGGCGGAGCCUAUGAAAAUGCUGCUAAAAUCUGGUUCCUCUGUGAAUGGACAAUCAGAUGAAGGACAGAUUCCUCUCCACCUCGCAGCACAGCACGGCCAUUAUGAUGUGUCUGAAAUGCUGCUUCAGCACCAGUCCAACCCGUGCAUUGUGGAUAAUGCUGGGAAAACACCUUUGGACCUGGCCUGUGAAUUUGGCAGAGUUGGGGUUGUCCAAUUAUUACUGUCUAGUAACAUGUGUGCUGCUCUGCUGGAGCCCAAGAAAGCAGAUACCGCUGAUCCCAAUGGGACAUCGCCUCUGCACUUGGCUGCCAAGAAUGGACACAUUGACAUAAUCAGAUUGUUGAUCCAGUCAGGAAUCGACAUCAACCGACAGACCAAAGCGGGCACGGCUCUGCAUGAGGCUGCCCUAUGCGGCAAGACCGAGGCUGUGAGACUCCUGUUGGAAAGCGGUAUCAAUGCCACAGUGAGAAACACUUACAGCCAGACUGCGUUGGACAUCGUGUACCAAUUCACUGCAACCCAAGCAAGCAGAGAGAUUAAGCAGCUGCUUCGAGAGGCGUCAGCUGCUCUUCAAGUUCGGGCUCUGAAGGAUUACAGCAACAACUACGACUUAACAAGCCUUAACAUCAAAGCUGGAGACGUCAUUACGGUACUGGAGCAGCACCCUGAUGGACGCUGGAAAGGCUGUAUCCAUGACAACCGGACAGGAAAUGACAGGGUGGGCUACUUCCCUUCGACCAUGGUGGAGGUCAUCAGCAAGCGAACAGGUUUGGCCAGCACAGUCAUUUGCACUCAACAGUUUCAAAAGAUACCGCUGGUUGCCCCGGCGACGGUUGCCCCUGCCAACGUGGUAGUCAACGGCAACGACACCACGUUCCAUCAGAUCCAUAUCCUGCCUCCACCGCCUCCUCCUCCACCACAUUCCCAUCAGCCACUGCUUCCACUUUUCACUUCCUUUGGCUAUAACAGGUCGCCCGUGACAACCCCACAGGGAGACACCCCCACUGCCCCAGGUUGUCGUGGCUCAGAGGCAAGUCCUCACAGCUCCCCCACCCCGUCCUGUGGGCCCCAUGGAGGCUCCAACGAAGAGAUCUGGGUACUGCGCAAGCCUGUGGCAGGUGGAGACCGCAGCAGUUUGGGGAGUUCUGGCAGUGUGACCAGUGUCAGGUCAUCGGGCAGUGGUCAGAGUGCUGGCAGUGCUGCACAUAUACUCCAUGCACAGGCUGAGGGGGUUAAGCUUCUCGCCACAGUCUUGUCUCAAUCUGCCAAAGCCAAGGAGCAUCUACUGGAGCAGUCAAAGUCUGUAGACCAGCCUGCAGUCGGCUCUGCCAGCUCCUCUCGGACAUCGAGCCUAUCAGGGUGCCCCCUCCAUGAAGCGCCGCCUUAUGAUGCCACCGCGAACAGGAAGGGGGAGGCGCCAGGCGAGGGGAAGAGCUCAGAGGCCGUUGUCCAAUGGCUGAGCGACUUUCAGCUGCAGGUCUACGCUUCAAACUUCUUGGGCGCUGGGUAUGACUUGCCCACCAUUAGCCGAAUGACCCCGGAGGAUCUAACAGCUAUUGGGAUAAGUAAACCAGGUCACAGAAAGAAGAUGACAACGGAGAUUAAUAAACUGAGUGUCACAGAGUGGCUGCCCGAGCAGAAGCCUGCCAGCCUAGGAGAGUGGUUGUGUGCUAUUGGUCUAAGUCAAUACCACCAAGUGUUGGUGCAGAAUGGUUACGAGAACAUCGACUUCAUCACGGACAUCACUUGGGAGGACCUGCAGGAAAUUGGCAUCACCAAACUGGGCCAUCAGAAGAAGCUGAUGUUGGCGGUGAAGCGACUCGCUGAACUGCAGCGUAAUUCAGACGGGCGGGGCUCCCUCAGAAAGAAACCACCACCAAUCACGCAGCAGCAGGAAGUGAUGUCAAUGGACAGCCCGCCCCCAGACGAUGUGAUGAUGUCUCCAAAGAUGAGCACCUUCCAGGACAGCGAGUUGAGUAGCGAGCUCCAGAAUGCCAUGACUCAUUCAGCUCAGGAGGCCAAAGCCCAGCCGACACGCACCCCCAGCAAGGACCCCGACGAUGCAGUAGUAGGAGGACCACCUAAGAAAGAGGCGAGGACAAUGAGGCAGCAGAGCAGCCAAGGAAGCACCUCCUCCCACAGGGGCAGUGUAUCUUCUCAAGGCAAACACCGCCACUCCCACACUCAUUCCCAGCCCGCUCCUCCUUACACGCCUCCUCACACGCCGACCAAGACCAGGACCUCGUCAUCCUCUUCCACCUCCUCCGUGCAGAGCACAUCGUCAUCUCAGUCCAAACACAAGGUGUCCCCCCAGUUCCUACAAGGUGAAAGACCUCAGUCGCCACGCUCACACCCACCUCAGUCUCCAAACAGUCGUGGCACUCCCGUGCAGUCCCCGCAGCAGCAUCAAACCCACGCUCAGCACCAGAAUAUGGUGGAUGGCGCCCAGCCGCAGGUCCCGCUCCUCUGCCUCCCCGCAGAGGCUGAGCUAGCAGACGGCAAUGAAGCGGAUCCCGCCGCACUCCAGAAGAAGCGAGCCCACAGUCUCAACCGAUAUGCUGCGUCAGAUGGCGAAUGUGACGAGAGAGGAGGAGGAGGAAGGAGCGGAGAGGCGGAGGUGGCGCCAAGCCAGGGCUCCAACGUUAGACCGGAGGGUGGUAAAUACGCCACGGUUACCCAUCGUGUCAGCCGCAGCCACUCUGUUCGCAACCAGGACAAAACGCUCAGUCGCAACCAACCACAGUCCAUCACUCUGCGGCAGAAAAAAAAAGGUCCUCCCCCGCCACCGCCCAAACGCUCCAGCUCGGCUAUCUCCACCUCAAACUCCAACCUCUCCGAAGGGAACGCACCACUGCAGGUGCUGAGCACCACUGGCGGGAUGCUGGAUGUGCCUUACCACCAGCAGCGGCGUGCCAGCGAUUUGGGGGUGUCGCUCGAGGCGGGCACUGUGGAGACCAACAGCGUGGGAAGUGUGAGGAGCAUUGCCGCCAUGCUGGAAAUGUCUUCCAUUGGGGGCGGAGCCAAAGGCAUGGCACUGCAGAAGAACUUCCUGCAGGCUGGGAAAACACGUGAAACUAUCGGUCUGGACGGUGAAGUCGUGAACCGACGGCGGACCAUUAGUGGGCCUCUUACCGAGCUGGUGGCGGCUGCCAGGCGUGACCAACCAGCGAUGUCCGUCAUUUCCCAGCCUGAAUCCUCCCCGCCCCCGGUUACUUCGCCCCCACCCAACCCCAGCCCUGGAGGAAGCUGCAGUUCUUCAGAAAACCUGCCAUUCGCAGAGGAGGGAAGCAUGACGAUUCGCCGACAAGGUCGAGGAGAAGGCCAGUGUGUAUUUUGUGUCUGUCUGCAGGGUGACGGGGAGGGUCCCCCGGCAGACUGCGGGUACACACAGGAAGACAUCUCCAGGGUGGAAGCCACGGCGACCUUAAAGCGGCGACCCCGCGGCUCCAAGACCCACCCGAACGGCUCAGACUUCACCCUCCAAGAGUCGUCCACCGUCAAACGAAGGCCCAAGAGUCGCGACAAGGAGCCAGAGGGCUACACGGAGCUCGCCGGGCCCAUUGGAGAGCCACCGGGUAGCGGGCCCCCGAACACCACACAGCCAGUACCUUACCAGAACGGCACAGCCACCGUGAAACGCCGCCCAGUGUCCGACGUCGGCGUGACGGAGCAGCCUCAGCCGCAGCCUCAAACGCAACCACAAACUCAACCACAAUCCCAAGUGACUUCCGUUCCUAGAAGGGACAGUUUGGACCAAGGAGUUCCGGUGGGCGGUGACGGAGCGCCAGUGAAAAAACCAAAGCCACCGGUCUCCCCAAAGCCAGUUGUGGCACAAAUCAAAAGACAAGGGGGCGCACAGAACCCCCCGCAGACGGCAUCGAACAAGAGAGUCCCUCUGCCAGGGCCGGGCACACCUGGCAGUCCAGUGGAAGGAAAGAAGAUCCCUCCUCCGGUCUCGCCCAAACCCGCCCCCCCUCCCACGGCACCCAAGCCGGCCAAGCUCAUCCACUCCAUGACCAGCCCGCCUUCCCCGACGCCGGCCACUCCUCCGGCAAAGCUGCACCCGGCGGUGGCCCGACAGACCAGCUCGCCUCCGUCCCUCUCCCAGUCCAACACCCCCAACGUGAAGCUACCGAGCCCCUCCCCGCAGAGUCCGCACACCCCUCAGACGCCCACCACGCCUCAGACUCCGCAGACUCCCGCCACUCCCAGCCCUCCGGUGAAGCCUCCUCGCUCUUCCAUCGGGGGCGUGUCCGUGGACAGCGGGAUGGCGGCGGUAGGGGUCACGGCGCCGGUCACACCGACGCCCGACUUUGGUGUGGAUUCUUUGGUGCAUCAGAAGCUGGAGGAGACGAGUGCAUCGCUCGCUGCCGCCUUGCAGGCCGUGGAGGACAAGAUCCUGCGGCAAGAAGACUCUGUGACGGAGCAGAAAACGACCGUGAGCAUCCUCGACGACAUCGGUAGCAUGUUCGACGACCUGGCCGACCAGCUGGACGCCAUGUUGGAGUAACCACGGGAACCUCGUCGGCUUGUCACCAUGGUGACGCCGCACCGGAACGACCGAGGCGGCACGACGGGGGCAGUACGGCUCUCUCGUCUCUCUUUCUAGUCAUCCUUCGCUCGUCCACUUUUGCACUCUUCCUGUCUUUUGCACCAUCUGUCCAUCCGUCGCUGCUCUGGAAAACUUCGACUCUUCCGUAGACCCCAGAAAGCAGAGAGCAUCGGCGGCGAAGAGGGAAGAUCACGAAAGAAGCGAGCGAGGACAAAGUGCGAGAUAGACGUCAUCCUCACAGACUCGUGAGCAUAAAAUAGUGAUUGAAAAAGCAACAGUGUGAUGACCCCAUCGUAUGUGUACAUUCUAAGCAUGGAGAGUUUAUAUCUACUGAAAAAGUCCUGCAUUAGCACAGUAAUAUAUAAUCCAUACAGAUUAUUAGGAAUCUAUCGCUAUUUGGAUCAAUGUUUGGUUCUAUGUGGAAUUCUAUGAUGUAAUCUGUGACCAAAACCACACCAUUCACUUCCUGAUGGGUGUGUGUGUGUGUGUGAUGGGUGGGAAAAAGAAAGAGUGAUAGGUGUGUGUGUGUGUGUGUGUGUGUGUGUGUGUGUAGGGCCCCGCAAUCCUAAUUUGAGGGUGGGCGCAUUCACAGCAAAUGUGCAAAUAAUAUGCAUAUAGCUGCCGUGAGGCAAGUCAACCUGAGGCAGGGAGUAAAGAAAAGAGUCGGUAGAAGCAACGCCUCUCGUGUAUCAGGCCCUGAUGCUGUAAUGGUACAGCUGCUGCCUUCUAAGACAGAGAGCACGGGUUUGAGCCCCACUCCAGAUUUUUUUUUUUAAUUCUGUUACUUUAUUCAUUCAUUCAUUUUCUACCGCUUAUCCUCACGAGGGUUGCUGGGGGUGCUAGAGCCUAUCCCAGCAGUCAGUGCACCCCGGACUGGUCGCCAGCCAAUCACAGGGCACAUAUAGACAAACAACCAUUCACACUCACAUUCAUACCUAUGGACAAUUUGGAGUCGCCAAUUAACCUAGCAUGUUUAUUUUGCACUAAAAUUUAUAUAACAAUGUGUUACCAUGUAUUUGGGAUGUGACUUUUUUUCAUGAAAUUCUGAUUGGUUAAUGAUGCAGUCAAUAUCUAAUGUGGAAUGGGGGCUCCAAAUAAGACGGCGGCCCUGCAAGUGUGUUUAGGUUGUUUUAUUUGGGUUAUUGUUUCAUCACCUUAACACACACACACACACACACACAUGGAGACAUGGAGAAGCACAAUGGCCCAUGCAGCUAGCACACACACACACACGCACGCACACACACACACACACACACACACACACACAUAUAAAUAUAUAUCUUGGAGCUUGCACAAUACAGAGAUGGAAAUGUGUGAUUGGGGUUUGAUUGAGGGCUACAGCAGGUCGUCUUUGGGGAAUAAAUGCCAGGUUUUCCAAAAGAUGCAUUUCAAAAAUUCAAAAUAACAUUUUCAAUGCCAGCAAAGUUUUGGGAGGUCAACCACGGUUUGAAAAUCAUUGCUGAUGUUUUGUAAAAGUAUAACAAGAAUAAGAGUAUUCCUUUCCUUGGAAGUUUGCAUGUUUUGGACUUCAAGUGGCUUUUAAGAGACGAUGCCUUUGUGUUCUUUGUUAGAUUUCAUUUCCAUACACGGGAAAGGAGUAUCAAGGCCACACUGAAGAUGAAUAAAAAUACACAAUCCAAGAAGAAUAUGUAGUAUAUGCACAUUCAGUAUGCACAACACUGCAAAAACAGGCCUAAUUCAACAUUACGAUAUCAAUAUAGGUCAAAUAUACAGCAUGCUUAUGUCUUAAUGCUUCACUCUGUAUUGGUCCAGUGUUAAAAAGUUGUAAUAUUACAAGAAUAAAUUGUAAAUUUAUGAGGAAAAACUUGAAUAUUACGUGUCAGAGGGAGGAAACUUUCCUUGUGCUUCGAUAAGAUUUUAUUUAGAACUUGGCAGAAAAACAGAGCAGAUUUUUUUUAAUAAUACUAUGGCCCACUGCCUUGGGCAAAGGUAAUAGUAAGACUUUUUUCUGAUAAAUUUAUGAUUUUAUUCUUGUGAAUGUACAACUGUGUUUUCGUAAAUGGACAACUUUAUUCUCGUCAUAUUAUUAGUUUUUUUUAAUGUAUAAAUGUUUUUAUUGUAAAUGUAUUAAUUUUUUUAAACAUAAAAUUACAACUUAAUUGUUGGAAAUUGACCAUUUUUAAAUGUACAUUUUUUUUCCUUGUAAAUUUUAUGUAACUUUAUUCUCAGAAAUGUACAACUUUAUUCUCGCAAUUUACAACUUUAUUCUCGUGUGGCCCACAUACUCCGUCGUAAGUAAGAAUUUUACAACAAUGAAACACGGAACCUUUCGAGAGGUUGCAUAAAAAGUCGUAAACUUACGAGAGAAAAAAAAGAAGAAUUUUACAUUUUGACUUUUCUGAUAAAUUUCUGACUAUUCUCUGAAAUUUUUUCAACUUUAUUUAUUUAUUUUUAUUUUUUUUUUUUAAACUUUAUUCUCGUAAUAUUAUGACUUUUUUCUUGUAAAUUUAGAACUAUUUUCAUAAAUGUAUUAUAUACAUAAAUUUAUGACUAUUAUUGUGAAUUUACCAUUUUAUUCUUGUAAAUGUAUGACUUGUUCCCCUUGUAAAUUUACAACUAUAUUCUCGAAAUGUCUGAUUUCUUUUUUUCAGUGUGGCCCACAUACUCCGUCGUAAGUAAGAAUUUUACAACAAUGAAACACGGAACCUUUCGACAGGUUGCAUAAAAAGUCGUAAACUUACAAGGAAAAAAAAUAAUUUUUACUUUGUUUUCUGAUAAAUUUGUGACUUUACUCGGAAAUUGACAACUUUUUUCUCAUAAAUUUACAACUGUGUUAUCGUAAAUGGACAACUUUAUUCUCGGAAUAGUGAAAUUCUCGGAUUUCACUAUUUUAUUAUUGUAAAUGUACGACUUUUUCCUCUCGUAAAUUUCCAACUUUAUUCUCGAAAAGUCAGAUUGAUUUUUUUCAGUGUGGGGCUAACACUCGCCUAACACGUCGUAAGUCCGAAACAUGGAAACAUUCAAGAAAGGCUGCAUAUUCUUCACCCCGUGUUUAAUUCCUAACCUCUAACAUUCCUACCGUUUUUUGACACAAACUUGCUCUUCUGAGCACCCACCCUGCGUUGCCAUGACAAUCUGCAUCGUCAUCAUCUCCAAUGGUGUUGCCACGGUUACUCCACAACGUGUUGCUACAACUGACGGGUUUGGAGAAGUGUCGGGAUGCGAGUGAGAGGAGAUGUGUGAAGACGGGUGCUGGUUUAGGGCGACAUUAAAGAGGUACUCGCACCGUCAACUCAAUGAUUGGUGAUGUCACCCUGGCUUAUUUGUGCAGACAUACGACUGACUAUAUUUAUACCGCACUGUCCGAGUACCCCUUUAAGUUUACUGUGAAACUGCAUGCAAGCAGUUCCUAAAGCAGCCACGCUCCUUCGUUAAGAAUUGAGAGAAUCCUAGAGAGAUUAUAAAUACAUACGUAUACAUAUAUAUACAAUAUAUAUAUAUGGCUAUUUGCAAAAACAAACAGAAGUGUAUUUAUGAUGUAUGUGACAACCUGAAGACUAUUUUUCAAAGUUCACAGAUCUGAGUGUUCAAUGGUCUGACUGGUGAGUCGUGAUUCGGUUCCUCGUUGGGAUGUUGUUCCUGCCUACAUGUGUUCAUGUGUUCACGUGUUCCUGUGGCGAUGUGUUCAAUACUAGCCAUUCUUCUUCUUCUUCUUCUUGCCCAGCCCUAAUUAUGUUGACUUCGCCCAUUCUUUUUUUCCUUUUCUUUGAAACAUGUGCCUUGCUUUGUGGUUUUGCUCUAACUUUCCAAGACACCAGAUGGAUCUGAAGCCUAGCUGGUCAGCGUCUUUUACACAAUCUCUGACACGUGGAACUGGAAAGAAGCAGAAAGUGAAACGCGGCUUUUUGCAUUUAGCCCAUGUAUUCAUCCUCGGGGUGCCUUCACACUUGUCAUGUUGGCUUUGCUUCGGGGGGGAGACAUUUUCGGCCCACA